GCGCUGUCGGAGCCGCCAUGGUGCGCUCCGGUCGGCCACUGGACCUGGGACAUGGCGUACCCGGCCGGCGGCGCAGCAAUGGACCAUACGAUACCAUCCAUGGGGCCGCAGUCCCCAAUCGACAUCAAGCCGGAUACGAACGCUCUCAUCUCGUCGUCCAGCUACUCUCCACGACCGAACCGGCCCCACUCGCCGUCCGGCAUGGCGGCCCAGUCAUACUCGCUGCUUCCGCCGGCCUACCUGACCAACGCCCGGAUGCCGCAGCUGCCGCCCAACCACCCGCUCUCCAACUCCAAGCACUUCUGCGCCAUCUGCGAGGACAGGGCCAGCGGCAAGCAUUACGGCGUGUACAGCUGUGAAGGCUGCAAGGGCUUCUUCAAGAGGACUGUGCGGAAGGACUUGAGCUAUGCGUGCCGAGAGGACAAGAACUGCGUGAUCGACAAACGGCAGCGGAACCGAUGUCAGUACUGCCGCUACCAGAAGUGUCUGAAGAUGGGAAUGAAGAGGGAAGCAGUGCAGGAGGAGCGGCAGCGGUCGCUGGCUCGGGGCGGCGAGGAUCAGGUGGAGUCGACCUCCGGCCAAGCGUCCGACAUGCCCGUGGAGCGGAUCAGAGACGCCGAGGCGGCCGUCGAGGCGCGCGACAAGGAGCUUCCCUCCCCACACACGGACAUGCCGCACCAGCAGGUGCGCGCCGCCAUGGACCACCAGCUGCGCCAGCUGAUCGAGUGGGCCAAGCGGAUCCCGCACUUCCUGGAGCUGCACCGUGCCGACCAGGUGGCGCUGCUGAGCGCCGGCUGGAACGAGCUCAUCAUCGCCAGCCUGUCGUACCGCUCCGUCCAGCACCCCAACACUAUCCGGCUGGGUAACGACCUCAACGUAGGGCAAGACCUGGCCGACUCGGUGGGCCUGAAGGACAUCUUCGAGCGCAUGCUGGUCGAGCUGGUGACCAAGAUGCGCGACAUGAAGAUGGACCUGGUGGAGCUCGGCUGCCUGCGCACCAUCGUCCUCUUCAACCCCGACGCCAAGGGCCUGAAGUCCGUGGAGCUGGUGGAGCGCCUGCGGGAGCAUGUGUACGCGACGCUGGAGGACUACGUGCGCCAGGAGUACCCGCGCGAGCAGGGCCGCUUCGCCAAGCUGCUGUUGCGGCUGCCGGCGCUCCGCUCCAUCGGCCUCAAGUGCCGGGAGAAGAUCCUGUUCCUCGACCUGCUCGGCUACGGCCAGUCGAUCGAGUCGUACGUCUCGAGCGUGCUCGACAGCGGCUACGUGCGGCCGGAUGCAUGAGCCGCUCGGCCCUGCUCAACGGGUGCCGGCGUCGGCGCUCGCACCCGCGUCCGCGCCCGCCCGCGCCGCCCGGUCCCUGUCCCUGUACAGCAUACUUCCGUCUAAACGUCUCUCCCUUCGUCAGACUCGGU
This is a messenger RNA of Pollicipes pollicipes, 1412 nucleotides long. RefSeq names its product retinoic acid receptor RXR-like. Gene Ontology annotation, biological process: regulation of DNA-templated transcription. The record is from RefSeq and is a predicted model, not a curated record. Gene Ontology annotation, cellular component: nucleus. Lineage: Eukaryota; Metazoa; Arthropoda; Thecostraca; Pollicipedomorpha; Pollicipedidae. Gene Ontology annotation, molecular function: nuclear steroid receptor activity; sequence-specific DNA binding; zinc ion binding.